AUGGCUUUCCACGCCGCCGUUCGGAAUGCCAUUUGCACACCCUCUGAACUGAGGCCCAUCAUGGCGGCUGUCCUGAGGGUUCCCUGGCAAGGCGCUGGGUGGAAGCCCGCCGCCGCCGCCGCCGCCCGCCAGCUGCACACGUCGAAUGCGCUCGGACUCUGCAGCCCUCUCUCCCGGUCCACGACUUUCCACUCGCACAUGGCCAGGCAGUUCUCGUCACUGUCGCGCAAUGGCCCCCUCUCGCAGCUCCGCCAGCUCCCCACGCCGGGAAUGGCUGGGCUUGGACUAGCCCAGCGGCGAUCAUUCUUCGGAGCACCCUCGCGCGACCAGCUCGCACGUCUGGAAGAAGCUGCCAACAAGAACCCCACCAGCGCAACGACCCAGGCCACCUUCUACUCGGCGUGCAUGCGCGCCAACAUGCCCCAGGUCGUUGUCGAUCGCUACAACACGGGCCUCUUCGCGACCAACGGCGUCGUGAACCGCCUCUUCAACAACGCUUUGGAAAAGACUGGCUCCGGUGGCCUCACUCAGCAACAGGUUCAGACUGUCGGUCAGGCCGUCGGCGCGCACACUGGCGAUGGCCAGACUGGCACCGUUGCGGGAGGCACCGGCGGGAAGAGCAGCCCAGUCUACGUCGUCGUCGAGGAGUCCUGGAUGUCCAUCAUCUCCAAGUGGAUCAGAUGGAUCUUGGCCUUUGGUCUGGCAGCCUACGUCUCCCUGAUAUUGAUUACCCUCUUUGUCGAAAACAGCGGCGUGCUUAAGAAGGUUGGCGGGGCCAGCAGCGCCGAAGUUCGUCCGGAACAGCAGAGCACCCGCUUCAGCGAUGUCCAUGGCUGCGACGAGGCAAAGGAAGAACUCAAUGACGUCGUCGAUUUCCUCAAACACCCUGAACGGUACAACAAGCUCGGUGGUAGGCUGCCAAAGGGCGUGCUCCUCAUUGGCCCUCCUGGUACUGGUAAAACACUGCUUGCCCGCGCUGUUGCCGGCGAGGCUGGUGUUCCGUUCUUCUACAUGUCAGGCUCCGAGUUCGACGAGGUCUACGUCGGUGUGGGUGCCAAGCGUGUGCGUGAACUGUUCUCGGCUGCUCGUGCCAAAGCUCCUGCAAUUGUUUUUAUCGAUGAACUUGACGCUGUCGGCGGGAAGAGGAAGUCUCGCGACGCCAACUACCACCGACAAACCCUGAACCAACUUCUCAACGACCUCGAUGGCUUCGAUCAGAGCACCGGUGUUAUCUUUAUCGCAGCUACCAACCACGCCGAACUCCUCGACCAGGCUUUGCUUCGUCCUGGGCGAUUUGAUCGUCACGUCCAGGUGGAGCUGCCUGACGUCGGUGGGCGUUUGGCCAUUCUUAACUAUCAUACUAAGAAGAUUCGCCUGAGUCCAGAUCUUGACCUUUCGACCAUCGCUCGCGGUACCCCUGGCUUCUCUGGUGCCGAACUCGAGAAUCUUGCCAAUUCAGCGGCCAUUCGGGCAUCCAAGCUCCAGUCCAAAUACGUCUCUCUUCUUGAUCUUGAAUGGGCAAAGGACAAGAUCAUGAUGGGUGCCGAGAAGAAGACCCGUACAGUUCCACUCAAGGACAAGAUCCACACGGCCUACCACGAGGGUGGUCACACCCUUGUUGGUAUCUACACAAAAGGCUUCAACGACGUCCAUAAGGCGACUAUCCUUCCUCGAGGUCAUGCUGCCGGUAUCACUUUCUUCCUUCCUCAAGAGGAACACCACCAUACGCGCAAGCAGUACAUUCGCCAACUACAGGUUAUGAUGGGCGGCAAGAUGGCCGAAGAACUCAUCUUUGGUGCUGAAAACGUAGCCGACGGUGCAUCCGGAGAUAUUCAGCAAGCAACAUCGUUAGCGUUCAACAUGGUCACCGCCUGUGGUUUCUCCGAUGUGCUUGGCAACGUGGACUUCAAGUCAAAUUACGAGAUGGUCUCGCCCGACACAAAGCGUCUUAUUGACAGCGAGGUACGGCGGCUGAUCGACGAGGCGAAGGCGAGUGCCAUAGAUCUCUUGAAGACGAAGCGACCCGAGCUGGAUCGGUUAGCGGAAGCCCUCGUCCAGUACGAAACCCUGGACAAGGAAGAGAUCUUGAAGGUCAUCAAGGGCGAGAAGUUGCCUGAUCGUAUGAUGGCUAUGCCCGAUACACCAAUCAAGCUUCCCGAGAGACACAUCAAAGCCGCAGUACUUCCGCCAGCGCGCGGUGAUGGUGGUGGUGACUCAAAUCCACCAGGACCAUCAGGGGUACUUGCGUAA
Molecule: messenger RNA, 2250 nt
Organism: Dothidotthia symphoricarpi CBS 119687
Lineage: Eukaryota; Fungi; Ascomycota; Dothideomycetes; Pleosporales; Dothidotthiaceae
Product: ATP-dependent metallopeptidase Hfl
Exons: 2
Coding region: 1-2250 (749 amino acids)
Biological process (GO): mitochondrion organization; protein quality control for misfolded or incompletely synthesized proteins
Cellular component (GO): mitochondrial inner membrane
Molecular function (GO): ATP binding; ATP-dependent peptidase activity; ATP hydrolysis activity
Source: RefSeq, a predicted model, not a curated record